Messenger RNA from Aegilops tauschii subsp. strangulata, 1448 nucleotides. RefSeq names its product CASP-like protein 4U1. The record is from RefSeq and is a predicted model, not a curated record. NCBI's taxonomy places the organism in Eukaryota, Viridiplantae, Streptophyta, Magnoliopsida, Poales, Poaceae.
CGUAACGUCCGAUCCGAUACUUAACACGGGAGCCCAUCCUUCCAUCGACCCGCGCCUCCUUUUGCCACGGCCCGCGCGCACCGGUCACACAUGGCUGAGACCCCCCGUGCCCCGCCGCCACUGAGGCCUCCGCCGCCCGUUCCGCUGCCCGACACGCCGCCUCGGCCGGAUUCGUCGCCUUCCACGCCCGGCGAGGACUACCACACGCCGACGCCCUCGCUGGACGAGGCGCGCGAAGAAACGCCACCGUGGCCGCAAGAAACCAACGGCAACGGGAGAGCGGCCAGCAAGAGCCCGGCCCUCUCGCCCGUGCGCCUCCCCUCGCCGCACCGCCUGCUGCCGCCCAACUCCCCCACCGGCAACGGCGACGACGGUGCCUCCGCCGGGCAUGCGCCGGUGCCGGGCCGCCGCCCGCAGCUCCGCCUUGCGCCCGGCCUCGUCCGGACGCCGUCGGAAGGGUCCGUCGCCAAGUCUCCCUCGCCAUCGCCCUCUUCGUCGCUGACGCCGCCAUCGCCUCUAACCCUGGGUCCCACAAUCACAACCAACAACAAGAGCGCCCAGAGCACGCCGAAGCGCACGGAGGCAUGGAAGCCGCCGGCCACGGGGAUCGCGGUGCAGUUCGACCCUGUCGAGGAAGCCGUCACGUCGCCGCUGCAACUCGGCAAGCCCCGAAUCGACCGCCAUCGCGCCACUACGAUGGCGGCAGCAGAGAACGGAGGCGGGCCCAACACGGUGCCUCGCGACGUGGCGGCGGUGGCCGCGGUCGGGGAGAGGAGGCCACUGUCGGUGGCGCUGCGGCUGGCCACGGCGGUGCUCAGCUUGGCGUCCUUCGCGGUGAUGGCCAGCGCCCGGACGUCCGGCUGGGACGGCGAUCACUUCGAUCGCUACGAUCAGUACAGGUACGCCCUGGCGGUGAACGUGAUCGUCUGCGCCUACUCAAUCGCGCAAUCGCUGGGUGAGAUCCGCCGUCUGGUCGCGGCGAGGUUUAUUUACAGGAGCAUGUCAAGCUACUACUUCAGCCUGUUCCUUGAUCAGGUCCUGGCGUAUCUCCUCAUGUCCGCGUCGUCGGCUGCCGCGUCGCGCAACGAUCUGUGGGUGUCGAGGUUCAGUCAGGACGCCUUCAACAGGAAGAUCACCAGCUCGGUGUGGCUGUCCUUCCUUGCCUUCAUAGCGCUCGCCGCAAGCUCGCUCAUCUCCACGGCUAAUCUCUUCAGCAUGGUCUAAUUAUGAUAGAUACGGUUCAUCCCUUUCCCUCUCCCUUUGGGGAUGUGGACUGUGGAGUAACUGCCGGCGUUCUUCAUGUAAAUUUUGCAUUUAUAUUGUCACAAAUCAUACGAUCGACUGAUACCGUACGUUGUUCUCGGUCCUGACCUCUGACUCGUCAGAAAAUCCCUUGUAAAGAGGUUCAUGUAGUGCUCGAAUUAAGUUUUUCAAUGUCAAGUAGAAUA